AUGUCAUCUCCUUCAAACGAAAAAGACUUAACGCCCUCAGACCCCCCUCCUCGAAACACGAAUUCGACGCAAUUCGACAACAUUAAAACAACGGAAGAACGUCCCAUAUUUUGGGAAACCGUAAUGGGGUCAGGCGAAACUCCAACCAUGUCAUACGAAAGUCGACCUCCCCUACCUCAAUUACUACCAUCGUUAGUACUAGCACCGCAACAGCCAUCGCAACCAGCCCCCCAGAUGCCGAACGCAGGAUCCUGCGUCCUACGACUAGAACAUGUGGAAGAAAAAAGUCCAGCAGCCAAAGGCGAGCUAGUGCACUCCAUUGCCGAAGACAUCUGCGCAACAUUUAUCUGCAUCGCACGGCACACCGAAGCGGGCACCCUGGAGAACGCGCAAACGCGGGUAAUCGACAACGUGAUCAAGACGAUCCGCGACACGGAUGUUGAGCGGCGGAUAUUCCUCGAGAGGAAGGUGCGGCGACUACGGAUGGAGAGACGUUUCUUGCGCAGGGAACAUGCUGCGACGGUUGGGCAGGCUGAUGCACUGGCGUGCGGAUACAGGAAUAAGGUGCAAGGGUUGACACAUUUGUUGCGGGAGGCGAGAGGGGAAGUUGUGCAGUUGCGCGGAGAGAGGGAUUUGUUGCGGGCUUGUGUGAAGAAGGGGGAGAUUAACGGUGGUAAUAAGGAUGGAAUUGAAAAUGGACAGGUUGGGGGCGUGGAAGGGGUUGGGGUGGAUAUGGGGGAUGAAGCUAUCAAAGAUCAUGGCGAAAUGGAAGGAGAUGGGUGCCAAGAGAGUUUGUUUGAAAAUCUUUGA
This is a messenger RNA of Penicillium soppii, 810 nucleotides long. RefSeq lists its product as uncharacterized. Bases 1 to 810 code for a protein of 269 amino acids. The record is from RefSeq and is a predicted model, not a curated record. The transcript has a single exon. Lineage: Eukaryota; Fungi; Ascomycota; Eurotiomycetes; Eurotiales; Aspergillaceae.